AGUUUAUUGAGUGAGCAUUCGUUGACUUUAAUUGCAUUGACAACCUAAGUUUGCUCUUGGUUAGUGGUUUGAUUGAGCGUCUCAGAUGUGGGAAAAUAGUCUUAUCUGAUGCAUUUUAUCUACAUUGUUCUUCUGAGAUAAAUUUUGCUCGGGAAGGCCAUUAGACAUGUCGAAUGUUCCCACGAUUACGUAUGUUUAAUCUUCGUGGCAUUUUCUUCUAUAAAAUUUAUAUUGUUGAAUGAUGAUGAAUUGCUUGUUAUUAUGUUUAAACAUUUAAAAAUGUUUGUCUACAAAUGUGAGGUCAACAACAGUGUCUUGGACAACAUGAAUUCAUUGAGGUACCGAAAGAUGCAUUGUACAACCUGGCUAUGUCGUCCGUAUGAUCUUUUUUCUCUUCCACGUGAUAUCUGCCAAGGCUAGUAAGAAUCGUCAGAACGCUGCUGACAUCGACGUCACUCACAGUCUGCUGCGUGGGCAAUGCAUUAGCUGAUUAGGCCUCCACUAAGGAUGAAUUUAUUCGUUCUGUUGUUAAGCGCGUUUGCGCUACUGGCCGCACCGUGUCGCUCCUAUCUAACAGUGCUACAGAGCGACGAAGGCUUCUCUGUGGCAUAUCAGGGACGCCUGAUCUUGGAGCACACGAUCAGUGCUCCAGUUUUGACGGUGGGCUCUGGCAACACGAGUUUCGAACAAAUCAGCGGCAACUUUGCCAUCGAAGAAAACGUAUCUACAGCCAUCGGUCUCGGCAGCUUCGCGGUUGUGAAUGAGAGUGACACGUUCGUACAGAUCGUCCUAACUUCCAACACUGCGCCGGAUCUACAGGCAACUAUCAACUUGCUAGUGGCGUCAGGAGCAUCAAACGGAUCGGAGUUUGAUACUGUGAUUGUUCAAGCGGCAGCAAUCCAUCCGCUUCUAGAAAAGAUCAACAGGCUAUGGUUGAAAAUCUAUGCUGAAAAAAGCGAAAAAAUUUUCGGAGGCGGAGAGCAGUACACAUAUUUUAACCUACGUGGUCGCGACUACCCAAUCUGGACCAGAGAACAAGGUGUUGGACGAGGUGACGGUGUGGUUGCGAAUGUAAGUAACUCAGUGGCAGACGCCGGAGGCUCUUACCACACUACUUACUGGCCUCAGUCCAGCUUCUUCUCAUCAAGACUUUACACAGCAUUGAUCUGGAACAACAAUUAUAUGGUGCUGAACUUUACGGCUACUGAUUACCACGAAGUGUUCGUCCACUCGGCAUCGCUCACCCUUGAGCUGGACUAUGACAACACAGCUCUCGGUCUCGUACAGAAGGUGUACAAGAGGGCAGGGACUCAACCUCCUCUGCCUGACUGGGUACUUGGAGGAGCCAUACUGGGACUUGAGGAUGGUACUGAAGAGGCGCUCUACUACUACAACUUAGCAAAGGAGGCCGGAGUGAACGUGAGCGCCCUCUGGCUGCAGGAUUGGUCAGGGUACAUCCAGACAGCUUUUGGCCACAGGGUCUACUGGAAUUGGGCCUGGAAUAGUACCUUCUAUCCAGGCCUGGAUGAGGUGGUACAGGAGUUGGCUACAGAUGGCGUGCGUGUGACGGUCUACUGCAAUCCACAUCUAAUUCAAGGCAGCCCCAUGUUCGAGGAGGCCGCGGCUGCCGGUCACCUCAUGCGUGACCGGGAUGGCCAAAUUUUCCUUUUGGACUUCGGAGGUUUCUACGGUGGCACCGUCGACGUUCACUACACCCCCUCUGCGAAUUGGUAUGCUGCACGUCUCAGUACCAACAUUUUUGGCUUGGGGUUUCCUGGCUACAUGGCCGACUUCGGCGAGUACACGGACAUAAAUAUGGUCUCCAGGAACACGGAGCUAAACGCUGAGGAGACACACAACUAUUUUCCCGUAGCCUGGGCAAAAGUUAACAGGCUAGCAGUACAGGCGGCUGGGCUGGAGGGCGAGGCAGUUUACUGGAUGCGUUCAGGAGCUCUGGGCGCCGGCGCUGCUCAGACGCUUGCCUGGGCCGGGGACCAGGACGUUGACUUCUCUACCACCGACGGGGUCGCUACCACCAUCGUGGCUGCGCUGUCUCUGGGCCUCAGCGGCAUGGGCUUCACUCAUUUCGACAUCGGGGGCUACACAACGCAACCUCCCAUGGUGCGCACGCAGGAACUCUUCCUCAGAUCUGCUGAGUACGCUGUUUUCACGCCGGUUAUGAGAACUCAUCUCGGUAACAAGCCUGACGCCAACCACCAGUUCUACAGCAGCAACGACACCCUCACUCAAUUCGCCAGACUCACACAGAUUCACGCGCGUCUGAAGCCCUAUACUGCAGCCUUCGUCAAGGAGACUAGCCUAUUAGGUAUCCCGCUGCAAAGACCACUGUUCUUGCACUACGAGUCAGAAUCGCAAGCCUGGAACACGCAAGAGGAAUAUCUGUACGGACGGGACUUGCUCGUGGCUCCAGUCCUGCAUAGAGGACAGGACUCAGUGGACGUGUACCUGCCUAGGGAUGAGUGGGUUCACCUGUUUGCCGUGACCGCAGCUAUAGUCGGUCCCGCGUCUCUCACCAUCGACGCUCCCAUGGGCUACCCGCCUGUCUUCUACAGGCGUGACUCAGAAUUCGCCGACCUUUUCCGUUCAAUUACUGACGAGUUUGGACUGCCAUGAUUUUACAUAAUUACUAAUGAAUUUAUAUGUUCUAAAUACGGGACCUUUAAUCAUUUCAAGCCGCCAACGAAAAGACGUUUAGAUUUCGUAAAUAACUGAUCACUGUUUGGUUCCUCACAAAGUAAUAACAUAUGCUGAAAGUAAUCAAAAUCAAUGAUAGGAAAUGAACGAUAAUUUUGUAACAAAUAUCAAAUCAAAUUAAAGUUUAUAAAGUGAAA
This is a messenger RNA of Hyalella azteca, 2852 nucleotides long. RefSeq names its product sulfoquinovosidase. Gene Ontology annotation, biological process: carbohydrate metabolic process. The transcript has 14 exons. The record is from RefSeq and is a predicted model, not a curated record. Gene Ontology annotation, molecular function: carbohydrate binding; hydrolase activity, hydrolyzing O-glycosyl compounds. Lineage: Eukaryota; Metazoa; Arthropoda; Malacostraca; Amphipoda; Hyalellidae. Bases 508 to 2634 code for a protein of 708 amino acids.